Molecule: messenger RNA, 1479 nt
Organism: Linderina pennispora
Lineage: Eukaryota; Fungi; Kickxellomycota; Kickxellomycetes; Kickxellales; Kickxellaceae
Exons: 1
Coding region: 1-1479 (492 amino acids)
Cellular component (GO): membrane
Source: RefSeq, a predicted model, not a curated record
AUGAAAUUGCUGUCAAACACGCUGGGCCUGGUGCCCUACCUGUGUGCCGGAUAUCUGUUCUGGUCUGUGCACGAGUACUACCAAGAGCUGACGCCCAAGAAGCUGGAUACCAGCGGGACGCAGCAGCCGCACCGCAUUGGGUGGCGCGACCCGAUGAAGUACGACUUUGUGCUGUACGCAACAGAUGUGCCGAGCUUCUACGCCGACCGGGCAAAUUUCUUCCGUGACGCGCAGAUGGUGUGGCAGGUCAAGGACCUGGACGUGCGCGACACGCGGGCACACUUCUCCAAGACAGUGCGGGUGGCAAUCCCCGAGCAGGUGCGCAACGACGGGUUCCGCACAAUGUACCUGCACCUAAUCAUGCAGGAGGCGGGCGCAAUGGAGCCGCACCCAGCGAUGAAUGACCGGUUCGCAAUUUACGGGUCGACUGAUCUGAUCAAGCCGCGGGCCUUGCACGGCAACCUAUCGCACUAUGUGGCACACGGCAACACGCGUGUGGUGUGGGAGUAUGUGCUGGACGACAACCACUUUGAGAUGUGGAAGGCGCCGCGCGACCUCAGCCGGCUGCUGGAGUUCACGUACUACACCCCCGACGAGCGCCGCGUGUACCGACCGAUUCUGUGGAGCAACCCGACGUAUAAGGGCGCCGACCUGCCCGAGCGCUGGACGCCGCUCAGCGACCACCUGGACGUCAGCGGUGAGGCACCACUGAAUGCCACGCACCUGGACGUCGAGGUCGAUCUGUCGGCAGUCAGCUUGGCGUGGAUCCGAUUCAACCAGCGGCUUGUGCAGGAGGAGGACCCUGAGCCGCUGCUCGAGCUGGCGCGCAACCUGGUGGUCUCGGUGCUGGACCACAGCCGGCCUGUAUACUACGCAAUGGCGGCUAUGGCGGCUGCGCGCAUUCUGGGCGAGGCAUUUUGGCGCCAGAGCCAGAUUCUUGUGUGGACCAGUGUGCCGCUCACCGGCGUCUCGUAUGUGUCCUCGGUGUUCUGCUUUGCGGCGGCUCUGCUUGGCAUGGCUAUGCCGUCCAGCGGCAUUGCGGCUGUGGACCAGGCAUUGCGUGUGGGCCGUGUGGGCGCCAUGGCGAUGGAGUCGCUCAAGGUGCUGAGGCUGCUGGUCAGCCGCCCGAGCAUCGGCCGGUACGAUACGUCGGCAUGGCUGCUCCUGCCUGGUGGCAUUGCGGCGGUCUCCGCGACGUACCUGCUGCGCACGCAUCCGGGCGAUUCGGGCAUGAUGCUUGUGGCACAUAUGCUGUUGCUGGGAAUCGGCCUGGUGGGCUCUCAGCUGACGCAGCCAGACCACCGACGCCCCAACUAUAUUGCGAUCGCGGGGUUCCUGGCAGGUGAUCUGGUCUUGACCAAGGCUGCGGUGGGCGGCGAUCCGCGCGUGUUCUGGCCGGCGCUGGCAGCGCUUGUGCCGCUGGCUGCCCCGCUGCUGGGGCUGCCCGUGCAACCAUCAGCCAGAACCAAGACCGAGUGA